This is a messenger RNA of Pyrus x bretschneideri (Chinese white pear), 483 nucleotides long. RefSeq lists its product as uncharacterized. Bases 1 to 483 code for a protein of 160 amino acids. The record is from RefSeq and is a predicted model, not a curated record. Gene Ontology annotation, molecular function: protein binding. The transcript has a single exon. NCBI's taxonomy places the organism in Eukaryota, Viridiplantae, Streptophyta, Magnoliopsida, Rosales, Rosaceae.
AUGGCUUCGGUAGUUUGGCAGAAUUUGCAUAAGCACCUUUUAGAUCCCGUCUUAGAGAGAUUGGAGUCGCCAGAAGAUUAUUUGCGUUUCAGCAUUGUUUGUAAGUGGUGGUAUUCAGUAGCAAAGCAUAACUACGAUGAACGCGCUAAGGUGACAACUCCAGUGCUCUUGAUGAUUCAGACUGCAAAAAGAGGCACACGAUCGUUGUGCGAUUCCAUGCAGAAUAAGGUCCUUGAUUUUCACGUACAGGUUCCGAACGUGCGAUUCUGCGGCUCUUCAAAGGGAUGGUUGAUAUAUGUGGACAAGGAUUCUGUAGUAACCCUGGUUAAUCCCUUCUUUAGGGUUAAAGGGACGAGAAAGAAAGAAAAUUCCAUCAUUCGCCUUCCUCCACUCAUCGGCGGUGUUCCACCAUUGAAGAAUUGGGUUUCGUCUAUCAGCUACUAUUUUGCCUACAAAGCUAUACUUUCAGCAGACCCUGUAUGA